AUCCUUUCGUUUUGGUUCAUAUUAAAGAAGAAAAAAAAAAGAAAAGAGUUUUCCCGAGAAAAUUUCCAAUGUUCCCGGUCACAAGUCGCCGCCACUUCUCAUUCUCCCUAUAUAUGCUCCGUUCAUCUUCUCCACACAACCAUGUUCUCUACUCUUCCUCUUUCCUCCCUUCAUUUGUCUCAUCCAAAUCAUCUUCAACCAAAGAUAACCUAGAAACCUCUUCUCCUCCAAUGGCGGCGUGCAUCGACACGUGCCGAACCGGCAAACCUCAGAUUUCUCCUCGCAAUUCUUCCAGGUCUCACGACGAUGAAUCCGGUUUCCGUUACAUGAACUACUACCGCUCCGGUUACCCGGAUCGAUCUCCGAUCAACGUGACCCAGACCAGAACCCUCCACACCCGCCCGCUCCUUGAAGAUCUCGAUCGAGACGCCGAAAUCGACGACGUCUGGGCCAAAAUUCGACAAGAAGCCAAAUCUGAUAUCGAGAGAGAACCCAUCGUCUCCGGCUAUUAUCAAGCCUCGAUUGUCUCCCAGCGCUCGUUGGAGGCCGCGCUGGCUAAUACUCUCUCCGUUAAACUCAGCAAUUUGAACCUUCCCAGCAACACUCUGUUCGAUUUGUUCACCGGCGUUCUCGAAGAACACCCCGAAAUCGUUGAAUCGGUAAAGCAAGAUCUUUUAGCGGUCAAGGAAAGAGACCCAGCUUGCAUAAGCUACGUCCAUUGUUUCCUACACUUUAAAGGCUUCCUCGCUUGCCAAGCGCAUCGAAUCGCUCACGAGCUCUGGACCCAGAACCGAAAAAUCCUGGCUUUAUUGAUCCAGAACAGAGUAUCUGAGGCUUUUGCCGUUGAUUUCCAUCCUGGGGCUAAAAUCGGAACUGGGAUUUUGCUCGACCACGCUACGGCCAUCGUGAUCGGCGAGACGGCGGUGGUUGGGAACAACGUUUCGAUUCUUCACAACGUUACGCUCGGAGGAACGGGGAAACAGUGUGGAGAUAGGCAUCCGAAGAUCGGCGAUGGGGUCUUGAUUGGAGCUGGGACUUGUAUUUUGGGGAAUAUUACGAUUGGAGAAGGAGCCAAGAUCGGCGCCGGGUCGGUGGUGUUGAAGGAUGUGCCGCCGCGCACGACGGCUGUUGGAAAUCCGGCGAGAUUGCUUGGUGGCAAAGAUAAUCCGAAAAAGCACGACAAGAUUCCUGGUCUGACCAUGGACCAGACAUCGCAUAUAUCCGAGUGGUCGGAUUAUGUAAUUUGAAAAAAGUCUCUGUUUUUGUUGUUUAUUGCUUCUCAUCGGCUUCUCCUGUUAUCGAAGCUGUAGAACAUAUGAUAUGCGAUGGCUAGUGCAUGCUGUUUCUAUUAAUCAGAUCAUUUGUCUCUCUAUAAAGAUAGUCUGAUUAAGAUGGGAUUUUAAGUUAAACUCGGAAACUCUAAACGAUGUGUAGUGGAGUUUCCUGUGGUUGGUUUCUGAUUAUCAGAGACUUGAGAUAUGUUUAGUACGUAAGUGUUAUUUGGUAAAACCAUGAUCUCUGUGAUCACACUAUUAAGCGUAAAAUUUUAUCA
Eutrema salsugineum is the source of this 1552-nucleotide messenger RNA. RefSeq names its product serine acetyltransferase 3, mitochondrial. Gene Ontology annotation, cellular component: cytoplasm; cytosol. The transcript has a single exon. Bases 69 to 1247 code for a protein of 392 amino acids. Lineage: Eukaryota; Viridiplantae; Streptophyta; Magnoliopsida; Brassicales; Brassicaceae. Gene Ontology annotation, molecular function: L-serine O-acetyltransferase activity. The record is from RefSeq and is a predicted model, not a curated record.